AUGCGAACCCCAGAACGGGCUGCUAAAGCCAUUAUGUUUUUCACCAAGGGCUAUAAAGAGAAGAUUGAAGAUGUUCUUAAUGACGCUGUCUUUGAUGAAGACCAUGACGAAAUGGUAAUAGUAAAAGACAUUGAGAUGUUUUCUCUUUGUGAACACCAUUUGGUACCUUUCAUGGGAAAAGUAUCUAUUGGUUAUUUACCAAAUAAACGGAUUCUAGGACUUAGCAAACUAGCCAGAAUUGUAGAGAUUUAUAGCAGAAGACUUCAAGAUGUCAAUAGUGAUAAUCCUCCUCCCCUGCCUUAUUCACUAACCCCACCUGUCACACUCAUUUUUCUUUACUUUUCGCGCCCUCAACCAGCCUCUAUUCAACCCGGACAGGAAACGUUAAAUACUUUCUUUCUUUCUCCUCCCUUUUUCUUUCUUCCUUCCUUUUUUUUUUUCUUUCUUUCUUUCUUUCUUUCUUUCUUUCUUUCUUUCUUUCUUUCACUGAAACCAAAUAGAGACGUUAAACACGUAUUUCUUUCUUUCUUACUUUCUUUCUUUCUUUCUUUCUUUCUUUCUUUCUUUCUUUCUUUCUUUCUUUCUUAUUUCCUUUCUUUCUUCCUUCCUUCCUUUCUUUUUUCGUUCUUUCUUUAG
Molecule: messenger RNA, 636 nt
Organism: Acanthosepion pharaonis
Lineage: Eukaryota; Metazoa; Mollusca; Cephalopoda; Sepiida; Sepiidae
Source: the annotation of a GenBank genome assembly